This is a messenger RNA of Cyclopterus lumpus (lumpfish), 1674 nucleotides long. RefSeq names its product otolin 1a (gene otol1a). The coding region runs from base 1 to 1500 and encodes 499 amino acids. The record is from RefSeq and is a predicted model, not a curated record. Gene Ontology annotation, molecular function: protein binding. The transcript is spliced from 4 exons. Lineage: Eukaryota; Metazoa; Chordata; Actinopteri; Perciformes; Cyclopteridae.
AUGCCUUCCUUUCGCCUCGUCUUCCUGACCACUCUCCUGGUGGUACAGAUGGCCACGCUGGCCUCCAGCGCCAGAGCCACACGUUGGCCCAAACCUCAGACCACCAAGAAGCCCCCUCGAGCUGGGAGCAGCGGCGGAGGCGGGGGUGGAGGAUCCGCACGCACCACCAUCACGACCCCGUCUCCUUCUAGCAGCCUGCAGAUGGAUGAGACAACAGAGGUGACAAUGGACGCUUACUCCAUGUCCCCGACGGUCAGCACCACCUACUCCAGCGACAGUUACUCCACUGAGUUCCACACCGAUGCCUUAGCGCCCCCCGGGAACACCCUCGGAAACUAUACCCUUGACUACAGUGAAUGCUUUUUCAACAUUUGUGAGUGCUGUCCGCCAGAGAAAGGCCCCGUAGGGCCCAUGGGAGAGAGUGGGCCGCCAGGACCGCAAGGAGAGAGGGGCCCUUUAGGGAUACCAGGAGAGGCGGCAGAACCAGGGCUCAGAGGACCCCCAGGACCAGCAGGACUACCCGGAGCCAACGGACUCAAUGGCGACAUAGGUGACAAAGGUGAUCAAGGAACGGUGGGUCUUCCAGGUGCCCCUGGCAUCCCAGGAAAACCAGGAGAUAGAGGUGAUCUGGGCCCCAGAGGAGAGCAAGGUGAAAGUGGCUUGAGCGGUCUGAAAGGAGACCCGGGAGAAAGAGGAGAGCCAGGCCUGAAUGGGACUAAGGGCAACACCGGGCGAGAGGGGCCUAUGGGUCCUCCUGGGGUAGCUGGGACAAAGGGUCAGAAAGGUGAACACGGACUUACAUGCGAGUGUUUAGGCGAGAAAGGUAAUGUGGGUGAGCGUGGGCCCCCUGGUCUGAGAGGUGAGAUGGGCCCCCUAGGAGUGAAUGGAACUGAUGGUGCAAAGGGAGAGAGAGGGGAGCCUGGGCCUCUGGGUGGGAAGGGGGAUACUGGUACCAGAGGGCCCCCAGGACCCCCAGGAGGCAGGGGCAUGGCAGGGCUGAGGGGGGAGAGGGGAGCUAAAGGAGGGCGUGGGCCUCGGGGUCCUAAGGGCCCACCAGGUGAGAGUGUGAAACAGAUUCGCUCUGCCUUCAGUGUGGGCUUGUUUCCCAGCAGGUCCUUCCCUCCGCCCGGCCUCCCUGUGAAGUUUGAUAAGGUGUUUUACAACGGGGAGGGGCACUGGGACCCAACGCUCAACAAAUUCAAUGCCACCUACCCGGGGGUCUACUUAUUCAGUUACCACAUCACCGUGCGCAACAGGCCCGUACGUGCUGCUCUAGUGAUUAAUGGGAUACGGAAGCUGCGAACCCGGGAUUCCCUGUACGGCCAGGACAUUGAUCAGGCCUCCAACCUCGCACUGAUGCAGCUGAAUGUAGGAGACCAGGUGUGGCUGGAGACGCUGAGAGACUGGAACGGAGUUUACUCCAGCAAUGAGGAUGACAGCACUUUCUCUGGCUUCCUACUUUACCCAGACUCAAAGGACAAGCCUAUGGAUACCCAGUGACUGCACCCUUUGACCUUGAUUUAGCCCUGAUUGUAACUUCUUGUAGACUCUACAACCUUCAGCCUAUUACACUGCUCUGUCAAAUUAACGGGAUUCAGCUAAAUGCCGCUGCUUCGGUUUCUUCAUGCUAAUAUAACCAAAUGCUUUGCUUGCCUUGCUGUAUUUGGAGAUGGA